UAUUAUUGGACGAGUCGUUAUAGUACUACUUGUUGUUUGUCACAUUCAUGACUCACCAACCAGCUGAAACGUUACAGUAAAGCUAACACUUUCUAAUUUAUCCUUUGACUAAUACACUAACCAUACAUUCAAAAAUCUACUAAAGGACCCUUUAUUUAAACUUCAUAUCUUCAAUCCAUUUUAUCAUAACACAAAGCAAAUUUGAACACAUAAAUAUUUCUCAACUUCAUGGAGCUCUCCAAGAUUUUAGUUUCAUUUUUUGUUAUUCAAUUCUUACUUUUUCAUUCACCAAUCUAUGCUGCUGCACCUGGAAAUUCCAAUAUUUUCAGAGAAUACAUUGGAGCAGAGUUCAAUAAUGUUAAGUUUAGUGAUGUUCCUAUUUACUCUGGGGUCGAAUUUCACUUCAUUCUUUCCUUUGCUAUUGACUAUACCAUGUCUUCAUCUUCUCCAUCUCCCACCAACGGUCAAUUCAACGUCUUUUGGGAUUCAGAUAACCUCAACCCUUCUGCUGUUUCCGCGAUAAAAAACCAACAUUCUAAUGUUAAAGUAGCAUUGAGCUUAGGAGGGGACAGUGUUGGUGGAAGCAGCGCGUAUUUCAAUCCUUCUUCAGUUGAUUCUUGGGUUUCAAAUGCUGUUUCUUCUCUUACAAAUAUCAUUAAGCAAUACAAUUUGGAUGGAAUUGAUAUCGAUUAUGAACAUUUCCAAGCUGAUCCUAACACUUUUGCAGAGUGCAUAGGCAAGCUAAUUACAACUCUGAAAAACGAUGGAGUUAUUUCAUUUGCUUCCAUAGCACCAUAUGAUGAUGAUGAAGUUCAGAAUCAUUACAAAACACUAUGGAAAAGCUACAGUCAAGUUAUAGACUACGUUAACUUUCAGUUUUACGCGUAUGAUAAGGGAACCACUGUGUCUCAAUUCAUGGACUAUUUUUCUACUCAAAGAUCAAAUUAUGAAGGAGGAAGGAUCUUGGCUAGCUUCGGCACUGAUGGAAGUGGUGGAUUAUCUCCAGAAAACGGAUUCUUCACCGCGUGUAGCAAGCUUAAAAGUAAAGGAGAUUUGGUUGGAAUAUUUGUGUGGAGUGCUGAUGAUUCUAAAUCAAAUGGUUUCAAAUAUGAGAAGCAAUCUCAAGGACUAUUAGCCAUAUCCCACUAGUGCUUUCAUCUUAUGUACAAUUCUACUGUAGUAGUCAUUUAAACCCAAAACUAUGUUACACCUCUUUGUGUGUGUAAAUUUCUGAGGAUUUGAAUCAAUACAUAUACUACUAUUUGGUUUAUGAA
Messenger RNA from Solanum lycopersicum (tomato), 1274 nucleotides. Its product is annotated as chitinase 2-like. Gene Ontology annotation, biological process: carbohydrate metabolic process. Gene Ontology annotation, molecular function: hydrolase activity, hydrolyzing O-glycosyl compounds. NCBI's taxonomy places the organism in Eukaryota, Viridiplantae, Streptophyta, Magnoliopsida, Solanales, Solanaceae. The record is from RefSeq and is a predicted model, not a curated record.